Molecule: messenger RNA, 1547 nt
Organism: Erpetoichthys calabaricus (reedfish)
Lineage: Eukaryota; Metazoa; Chordata; Cladistia; Polypteriformes; Polypteridae
Product: olfactory receptor 1496-like
Exons: 3
Coding region: 155-1084 (309 amino acids)
Biological process (GO): G protein-coupled receptor signaling pathway
Cellular component (GO): membrane
Molecular function (GO): G protein-coupled receptor activity; olfactory receptor activity
Source: RefSeq, a predicted model, not a curated record
GACACACUGAACACGCCAUAUUUCUAGGAUAAACUACCAAUAAAGACAAAUGUCAUGAAAUGGUGGUCAGUGGGGAGAGUUGCUGCAUGACAGAGAUUCAGAGAUUGAAUGGGACCACAGAGAAACUCCAUAGUAGCUAAAAAGACCAACGUGAAUGAUGUUCAACACCAACACUUCUGAGCGAGUGCUUGUGCUGGACUGUGAAAUCCGCUCUGACCAAAAAUUGUUCAUUGUUUGUGCUCUUAUUCUAAUCUACCUGAUGUCUGUGUUUGGCAACUUUCUGGUAGUUAUGGUCAUCCAAAUGAAUCAACAUCUUCAAACAGUGAUGUACAUUUGUGUCAGUGCUUUAGCUGUUAUAGACAUGGCUAAUAGCACUACCAUUAUCCCCAAGAUGGUGUCUGAUCUUCAGCAAAAUAAUGUUGUCAUGCCGUAUGCGGCCUGUGUAUUUCAGAUGUAUCUCAUAUUGAAUUUACAGCAAAUGGAAUCCCUUCUUUUGACUUUCAUGGCAUUUGAUCGUUACGUUGCUGUUGUUUAUCCUUUAAGGUACAAUUCCGUCAUUACAAAAAAAAUCGUCCAGAUUAUCAUUUCGUGUUUGCCAUUCUUACCAUUCGUUAUACAUUCACCAUUUCUAAUUUUUGCUGGAGAGCUUUCUUUUUGUCGUACAAAUGUUCUGAAGUUCUGCAUGUGUGAUUACCCAACAAUAGUUCAUAUUUCAUGUAACGAAGAUCCAAAGUAUUUAAAUCUUAUGUCUGUCAUGGUGGUUGUAUUAGGUGUAUGCCCUAUGGAAGUGAUUUUAUUUUCAUAUAUUAAAAUUGCUUUGACAGCACUGAAGCUGUCAUCUGUUGAAAGGAACACAAAGGUCUUUAGUACCUGUGUCACCCACCUGCUAGUGAUGAGUGUUUUCUAUUUUCCACCCUUUAUAUGCCUUAUUCUUCCAGGGUCAGGAGUAAACAUAUCAACAGAAGCUUACAAUGUGAUGGUUAUUGCUGGAAACGUGGUGCCUCCCAUGCUGAAUCCAGUCAUCUACACCCUAAGGAAUAAAGAUAUCAAAAAGAGCAUUUAUAAGUUUCUGACUGGUAGAUAACAAAUUCCUCAAGGUUCACCUGCGUGAAGAAGAUGCUCUGUUGUAAUAUGCAGGUAUUAAUGCAAAUAAUGUCCUUGCAUUCUAAAAUGGUAACGACUACCUCAAAGUAAAUGGCACUAAGUAUCAGAACUUCCCUGGAGAUUCAACCCUGCAUUCCAUUUGACUAUAUUUUCUUUGUUUAUGCUUCAUGUUAAUUAUUGUAAUUGUUUCCAUUUGUAUUUAUUUACAUUUGUUUGUGAUGUAUACUGAUUUGUACCAAUUAGUAGGUAUGAUCUAAUUUGCUAAUCAUUGCUUAUUUAUUGUUAGUUUUGUAUUUUAAAAGUUUAGAAAAAGGGGCCUAGACUCCCUGAUCAUGCAUGUGUGCAGUCACCCGAGUGCCUAUUUAAGACCUCUGUAGCCACUAGCCUUACCAAAUGGGUAUUGAGACUCCUCACACUGUUGUUACCUCACUUAAUCUUCAUUC